ACACUCACGUAUCCACGCCUGAAUUUGAAAGACAAUACACUAGAUGAGAAUCUGCCUCCGGCGCGUCUCUUCGGGCACGCGUUCGACGUGAAUGAACCCGAGGUAGACCUUGGCUCACUCAACUUGCUUCCCCUUGAGCUUCUCUACUCUGUCAUGGCUUCGCUGGACCUGUGCUCCAUCUCCACCCUCAGAAUGGUCAAUCGGCAAAGCUUGAUGACAGUGGACACUUUUCCCCCGUUCAAGUGCAUCAUCAAGCACGCACAUCCUGCGCUUCACGGUGCUCUGAUGAUCCACUCAGCAAAGUGGAUUACCUGUGAAAAGCUCUUCAAAAUCAUCUGCACGUCCGAGUGCGAAAGUUGUGGAGAUUUUGCAGGAUACGUAUAUCUCAUCACAUGCAAGCGAGUUUGUUUCCUCUGCCUCUCACAGGACGACAAGUAUCUCCCGUACACUUUUACGGGGCGGAAGUCCAGGGCUUUUUCGAGGAUACUGGACAUAUUACCUCACAUGAGAAGUAUCUCGGGAAUAUACUCACCCAACGAGAAACAAGAAAGUCGUCAGCUGUGCCUCUGGGAUCGGGAGAGUGUGCAACAGUGUGGCGACCUUGAAGUGAUGAAAAGAGUUGGCAGAGUCGCAAGCAAGGCUUUCGACGGUAAAUCUGGCAACAAGUUACGGUUCAUGGCUAUUGUCGAGGCACCGGUCCUAGAUCAUCAGACUGGGAAGACGGAGAGCGGAGUUUAUUGUUCUGGUUGCAGAGACUCAACUGGCCAACGAUCUCAACACUUCAGACGAAGAUACUCGUCAAAAACCUUCGUUCUACAUAUAAAAGAGUGUGGUUCCAUAACAGGAGGAAAGCACCAA
Messenger RNA from Aureobasidium pullulans EXF-150, 858 nucleotides. RefSeq lists its product as uncharacterized. The transcript has a single exon. Lineage: Eukaryota; Fungi; Ascomycota; Dothideomycetes; Dothideales; Saccotheciaceae. The annotation marks the transcript as partial. The record is from RefSeq and is a predicted model, not a curated record.